Malus domestica (apple) is the source of this 2197-nucleotide messenger RNA. RefSeq names its product vicilin-like seed storage protein At2g18540. The record is from RefSeq and is a predicted model, not a curated record. Lineage: Eukaryota; Viridiplantae; Streptophyta; Magnoliopsida; Rosales; Rosaceae.
UUAGACACCCCCCCCCCCCUUCACUGCAAUGCAAAUCCAUCACUACAUCCAUAAAAAAGAAUGUUGAAAAAAGCUCACAUCUUCUUCUUCUUCCUGCUUUCUGUUGCUGUGUCUUUCCAUGCAGCAAAUGCACUGAAAAAUGAAUGUGAAUGUGGUUCAGACGGUGGCGGUGGUGCUCCGGCUGGGUCUCUGGUGAAUAUAAAUCAACGGCGUUCACUGGUUUCAACUGAGUAUGGAGAGGUCUGGUCCGUUGAUGUGAAUGAUGGACACGGGAGGCCUUACCAUAUCCAGUUCAUCACUUUGGAACCCGACUCGCUCUUCCUUCCGGUGCUUCUCCAUGCAGACAUGGUUUUCUAUGUCAACACAGGGAGUGGGAGGUUGAGUUGGACUGAUGAUGAUGAAAUUAGAAGGGUGGAUAUAAAGAGAGGUGAUCUCUAUAGACUCUACCCAGGCACUGUUUUCUAUGUACAAAGUAACUUAGAGACUGAGCGCCCGAAGCUGAGAAUUAAUGCAAUCUUUGCAAGCAACUCUGAUGAUGACUUAUAUGAUCCAGCAGUAGGGGCAUACUCCAGCAUUAGGGACAUAGUCCGAGGGUUUGAUCCGAAAUUGCUUCGGUCAGCCUUCAAGGUCUCUGAGGAAGUGAUAGAAUCAAUAGUAAAUGGAACAGACCAAUCUGCCAUUGUGCAUGCAAUUCCAACAAAGAAAGAAACUUUCUGGGAUUUGGAGGCUCGAUUCCUGAAAACGUUUCUACUAGGCAAUGAUGGCAUUGCAUUCAACAGUAAGAAGAAGACAACAACGUAUAAUAUUUUCGACGAGGAACCAGAUUUCGAGAAUUGCAACGGUUGGAGCCUAACUGUGAACAAAAAAACCUCCAACUUGUUAAAGGGAUCAAACAUUGGUCUUUUCAUGGUGAAUUUGACAAAGGGGUCAAUGAUGGGACCUCAUUGGAAUCCAAGGGCAACUGAGAUAGCAAUAGUACUACAAGGGCAAGGGAUGGUUAGGGUGGUUUGUUCAAGCACCGCAGUGAAGAAAUCGGAAUGCAGAAACAUGCGGUUUAGGGUUCAUGAAGGAGAUGUAUUUGCUGUGCCUAGGUUCCAUCCAAUGGCUCAGAUGUCAUUUAACAAUAACUCUCUUGUGUUCAUGGGGUUCAGCACGACAGAAAAGAAAAACAAACCUCAGUUUUUGGCUGGAAAAUACUCGGUUCUGCAGACUUUGGACAAACAGGUCUUGGCAGCAUCGUUUAAUGUUACCAACACAACGAUUGAUCAACUUCUGUCUGUGCAGCCCGAGUCGUUUAUAAUAGAUUGUACUUCUUGUGCUGAAGAAGAGGAGAAAGUGAUGUUGGAAGAGAUUAAAAAGGAGAGGGAGGAAGAGGAAGCUAAGAAGAGGGAGGAAGAGGAGGCUCGAAAGAGAGAGCAGGAGGAACAAGAGAGAAAGAGGGAGGACGAGGAAGCUAAGAAGAGGGAGGAAGAGGAGAGAGAGACACAAGAGGAAGAGAGAAAGAGGGAGGAGGAAGCAAGGAAACGAGAAGAAGAGGAAGCCACAAGAGAGCGAGAAGAGCAAGCAGCGAGGGAGAGAGGGGAGCAAACCGCGAGGGAGCGAGAGGAGCAAGCCGCAAGGGAGCGAGAAGAGCAAGUGGCAAAACAGCAAGAGGAGCAAGCCCCAAAGGAGCAAGAAGAGCAAGAGGCGACAAGGGAGAGAGAAGAACAAGAGGCGGCAAGGGAGCGAGAAGAGGAGGGUAGACAACAAGAAAAAGAGGGCAGGCAAGGAGAAGAUGAAAGAAGACAACAGGAAAAAAGGGAGAGGGAGAGGAGGCAACAAGAGGAGUGGAAAAGACGAGAGGAAGACGCGCGGAGGGAGCAGGAAGAGGCUCAGAGACAACAAGAAGAAGGGCAAGGAAGAGGAGAACAAACAGAGCAAGAGGGAGGAGGCGGAGGCUUCGACGCGGAGGAGGGAAGGAGAUAUCUGAGUGUCUUGAAGAUUUAACUGAGAUCUAGUUUCUCCAGUUAGCUCGGCUGUUCUGUCUCUUGAGUUUUGGUCUGCUGCAUGUUUUGUUCAUAGAAUAAUGUCUUGUGCUGGCUUUUAUAUUUGAAGUUUUGCUAUAUAUAAGUAAAGCUUGCAAUUCAACAUACUAAGUGCAAAAGUCAGCAAUUACUAUGUAUAUGGAAGACUGCAGCCCACUACUUCUGGAAGAUUA